Triplophysa rosa is the source of this 1230-nucleotide messenger RNA. It is a transcript of the gene cep19, whose product is annotated as centrosomal protein 19. The record is from RefSeq and is a predicted model, not a curated record. The coding region runs from base 142 to 627 and encodes 161 amino acids. The transcript has 3 exons. Gene Ontology annotation, cellular component: centriole; ciliary basal body; spindle pole. Lineage: Eukaryota; Metazoa; Chordata; Actinopteri; Cypriniformes; Nemacheilidae. Gene Ontology annotation, biological process: microtubule anchoring at centrosome; trans-Golgi to periciliary membrane compartment transport.
AAAGAGAGAUUCUUAUAUUGAAAUAGCGCAGCGCUGCUCUCACAAGAAGAAGAAGAAGAAUAAGCGCAGAAAACGCAUUUUCUUUUUUUAUUUAAAUUGUGGGUUUGUUUUCGGCCUGUCACAUUAUAUGGGGAAUUGAAAAUGUCCACAGUAGCCAAACGAUGCGGGGUAAAGUUUGAUCCACCGUCAAUUAUCGUUCUAUAUGAGAAUAAAAACACAGGCGAGAUGAGGAAAAGAGUUAUACCAGUGAGGAAUUUCUCGCAAUACUCAGAUUGUAGCCGGGCAGCAGAGAGGCUGAAGUAUCACAUCCGUCACAGCGUUUACCUAGAAUCUGUGUCUUUGGCUCAACUUGAAAGACUGCAUCUGAUUCUCCGCGAUCAUUUGCGAGGCCUCAGUCUGGAGGAGAGUCUGGCUGCUCAGCGGGGCGCCGGCCCCAAUGACGAGGACCUGAAUAAACUGAGCGAUGAGGAGUUAAACCGCAGGAAGGCCCAGAUGGACGAGCUGUUUGAACGGAACCGCAGACGAAAGAACGAUCCAGACUUUGUGUACGAUGUAGAAGUGGAGUUCCCUGAGAACAGCGUACGAGAGACGUGUAGCUGGGACGAUCAUUCCGAUGAUGAGUUUUAGAAGAUCAGACACUGGAAAUCUUGUAAUCAGGUUUAAAUCUGUCAUGGGUUGUGUGUUUUACUUGAGGCGAAAAUACACUACAAGACUUUCGCUCAGAUUUUCAGUCUGGACUUGUUGCAGAAAGUCUGUGCCAGUCUGCAGAUUUGAUCAGUUAGUGUGUUUCUAUCUGAAACUUUCGAAAAGUCUGCAAGCGUUGUGAUGUCUAGGUUAAAAAAUAUCUGUUCAGGUUUUUAAAGUCGUGUAGUGUAUUCCAGCCAUUAGUUUGGGGAACUGUUAUUGUAUGCUGAUCUAUACAUUUCAUAAGGUAUAGAUUGUUCUGAAACCACUUCCUUUGUCAAAUUAAAUGUGGUUGAUGAACCAAUAGAUGAGGAAGCAAGACAAAUCUGCCAAUAUUUGGCCAUUUGAAGACUAUUACAUCUUCUGAAAUGUCACUGUGGUGGUAUAUUAACCCAUUUCGUGACACUUUUGAAUUAAUUACUGUGUAGAAUGUGUAAAAUCCUACAGUAUAUUUUAUACACUAAAAGUUUGAUGAUGCUUUAGUGUAUGGUUUUUUGUUUAUGAUUGUUGUUUGAAAGAUCUAGGCGAAUACAAAUUGUGCACAUG